Coregonus clupeaformis (lake whitefish) is the source of this 641-nucleotide messenger RNA. Its product is annotated as serine/threonine/tyrosine-interacting-like protein 1. Lineage: Eukaryota; Metazoa; Chordata; Actinopteri; Salmoniformes; Salmonidae. Gene Ontology annotation, molecular function: protein phosphatase binding; protein phosphatase inhibitor activity; pseudophosphatase activity. The coding region runs from base 91 to 537 and encodes 148 amino acids. Gene Ontology annotation, biological process: negative regulation of cytoplasmic stress granule assembly; positive regulation of intrinsic apoptotic signaling pathway. The record is from RefSeq and is a predicted model, not a curated record. The transcript is spliced from 3 exons. Gene Ontology annotation, cellular component: mitochondrion.
CUAGAAAGCUAAGUGCCUUUGGUUAGUUAACUUGAGUGGAAAAAGUCAUUUUGUCAUUUUCAUCUUAACCAGAUUGUCAGGCUUCCUAUAAUGGCUGGAACAAACUUUUGUGAGGCGUCUGAGCUUUACAACAUUCUCAAUCAGUACACUCGCCUGUCCAGACUAGCAGAGUUCAACUACCUCUGUUUGAUUGGUAAGAGGCCGGUAGGGGCAGACUGUCAUAUUGGUUCAACACGAUUUAAUUGUCAUUGUUGUACUCUACAGGACUCUAAAGGUAAAUUCAUUAUGCCUGCAGGAGUGGAUGUGGAGAGUAUGAGGUACAGUACAGGUCAAAAGUUUGGACACACCUACUCAUGUUAUUCCCGCCACACCGUUAUGAUAUUGAUGGCACUUUUCUCACUGCAGGAGGCCUGGGAGCAUGUCAUGCAAUGUAAAACCAACAUGAGGCCAAACCGAGUGUUUGUUCAACAGCUGUCCGACUGGGAGCUGCACACACUGGGUAGAAGAAUGACUGAUAUUGCAGAGCCCCGCUAUUAAGAUGGACAGUAGAUAAUUUGAAUUAGUCCAGACCUUAAUGGCACCAAAGCCCUGUAAUUCACUGGAACACUAUUUACCCAAAGCAAAUAAAAAAUACAUGGAUA